This is a messenger RNA of Pyrenophora tritici-repentis Pt-1C-BFP, 798 nucleotides long. RefSeq lists its product as uncharacterized. The record is from RefSeq and is a predicted model, not a curated record. Lineage: Eukaryota; Fungi; Ascomycota; Dothideomycetes; Pleosporales; Pleosporaceae.
AUGUCCAAGUCACCAAAGGAUUCUACGCGGUUUACGGCCACUGGAGUAUGGGCGCACACAAGACCCGGCGGGCGGGCAACGACGCUACAAUUCGCAGAUCCCGCACCGCCAAAUGAAACGCCACAGCAAAAGGUCAAGCGGUUACGAGAGGCGGCGAAUAGGGCGAAGAUGGCGCAGGUCACAAGGUGGGAUUACAUGUACUUGUACGGCAGAAUGGCAGCGGAUGCGGCGCACAGAUUCACCGUCUAUGGAUUGAUCUUUGCAACAGGCUGCGUUGGUGUUCUCGCCGUCUUUUCAAUAGGUGACAUGAUUGUCUACAACCGGCGGAAACGAGCCAUAUACUUUGCCGAAGAGGAGCGGACACAAGCCAAGAUCCUCGAAGCUGCCCGCAACGCCGUCGCAUCCGGAACCGCAUCGCCGGCGCAGGCCGCUCUUGUUACAGGUAUCGCAGAGGAGCAGGAAGCGCUGGAGAAGAAGAAGGCGGAGCGAAAGGCGCCGUCCAAGUUGUUGUGGUGGAUGCACGGCGAUUGGAAGGAGGACCAAGCCAUUGCAGAGCAAAGAAGGCUGGCUGUAGAAGAAAUCAAGCGGCAAGAGGCUCUAGGAAACUCCAAACUCGGCAUUACUGCCGCCGUGCAGGAGGCGAGGGGUAACGACGCCUCGUUCACAUCAGCAGCGACAUCAUCAACACGGGCAGUAGGAGGGCCACUAGACAAUACUGCGGAAAAGGCGGUGCACAAAGUCGAGGAGAAGAGCAAGGGGUGGUUUGGAUGGAUGUCGGGAGCGUCUAAGAAGGAGUAG